AUGGACGCCUCCGCCACCGGCGCCGUCGCCAAGGCGAAGAAGUAUGUGGUGGGGCGCAAGCUCGGCGGCGGCCCCAGGAAGAAGGCGGUGGCGCGCUCCGUCAAGGCCGGGCUGCAGUUCCCCGUCGGCCGCAUCGGGCGCUUCCUCAAGAAGGGCCGCUACGCGCAGCGGGUCGGCAUGGGCGCCCCCGUCUACCUCGCCUCCGUCCUCGAGUAUCUCGCCGCCGAGCUUCUUGAGCUGGCCGGGAACGCCGCCAAGGACAACAAGAAGUCCCGCAUCAUCCCGCGCCACCUGCUGCUCGCCAUCCGGAACGACCAGGAGCUUGGCAAGCUGCUCGCCGGCGUCACCAUCGCGCACGGCGGCGUCCUGCCCAACAUCAACCCCGUGCUGCUCCCCAAGAAGACGGCGGAGAAGGAGCCCAAGUCUCCCAAGAAGGCCGCCAAGUCCCCCAAGAAGUUAUUAGAAAAACUAGUAGAAGUCAGAGUUGCAAGCUGA
This is a messenger RNA of Triticum turgidum subsp. durum (durum wheat), 495 nucleotides long. The record is from the annotation of a GenBank genome assembly. NCBI's taxonomy places the organism in Eukaryota, Viridiplantae, Streptophyta, Magnoliopsida, Poales, Poaceae.